Molecule: messenger RNA, 2262 nt
Organism: Columba livia (rock pigeon)
Lineage: Eukaryota; Metazoa; Chordata; Aves; Columbiformes; Columbidae
Product: olfactory receptor 14A16-like
Exons: 1
Coding region: 1-942 (313 amino acids)
Biological process (GO): G protein-coupled receptor signaling pathway
Cellular component (GO): membrane
Molecular function (GO): olfactory receptor activity; odorant binding; G protein-coupled receptor activity
Source: RefSeq, a predicted model, not a curated record
AUGUCCAACAGCAGCUCCAUCACCCAGUUCCUCCUCCUGCCGUUCACAGACACACGGGAGCUGCAGCUCUUGCACUUCUGGCUCUUCCUGGGCAUCUACCUGGCUGCCCUCCUGGGCAACGGCCUCAUCAUCACCACCAUAGCCUGGGACCAGCACCUCCACACCCCCAUGUACUUCUUCCUGCUCAACCUCGCCCUCCUCGACCUGGGCUCCAUCUCCACCAUUGUCCCCAAAUCCAUGUCAAAUUCCCUCUGGGACACCAGGGCCAUUUCCUAUUCAGGUUGUGCUGCGCAGGUCUUUCUGUUUUUGUUUUUCAUUUCAGCAGAGUUUUAUCUCCUCACCAUCAUGUCGUACGACCGCUACGUUGCCAUCUGCAAACCCCUGCACUACGGGACCCUCCUGGGCAGCAGAGCUUGUGUCCACAUGGCAGCAGCUGCCUGGGCCACUGGGUUUCUCAAUGCUCUGCUCUACACGGCCAAUACAUUUUCACUGCCCCUGUGCAAGGGCAAUGCCCUGGGCCAGUUCUUUUGUGAAAUCCCCCAGAUCCUCAAGCUCUCCUGCUCACACUCCCACCUCAGGGAACAUGGGCUUAUUGUGGUUAGUGCCUGUUUAGCAUUUGCGUGUUUUGUGUUCAUAGUGGUGUCCUAUGUGCAGAUCUUGAGGGCCGUGCUGAGGAUCCCCUCUGAGCAGGGACGGCACAAAGCCUUUUCCACCUGCCUCCCUCACCUGGCCGUGGUCUCCCUGUUUGUCAGCACUGCCAUGUUUGCCUACCUGAAACCCUCAUCCAUUUCCUCCCCAUCCCUGGAUCUGGUGGUGUCAGUUCUGUACUCAGUGGUGCCUCCAGCAGUGAACCCCCUCAUCUACAGCAUGAGGAACAGGGAACUCAAGGAGUCUAUAAGGAAAGUGAUGAAUGUUUGCUUUUCAAAAGCAGUAAUGAACUGACCUCCUGCUUCUGCAUGUCACUUGUAAUAUAACUCAUACCAGUUCAACCUGAGUUUUGUACUUUUUUUUUUUUUUUCUUUGGUUUUAGGUAUUCUUUCUUGUAUUAAUGCUACCCACAACCAAAAUUAUUUUUCAUCUUAUAUCUAUGUCCAUAUCUACCUGUCUGGUGUGACCCGUUGUCUUUUUCUAAAUAAGGAGCUGUACUCUCUGUGUGUAUAAAUGAAAUAAAGGACCCCGCACUGACUUGUUUGCCCAGAAUCCUCUCUCUGGGAUCUCUGGGGCUGCAGGAGCCAUGUCUGUGUGCUGAGGGGGAGUGAGCAGGACCCACCCUGAGCUGGGUCUUCCUCCCACCCUGACCAAUGUGAAUCUGUGGACUCAACCCAUGGCCCUGGGCACCACAGCCCACUUGCUCUGCAGUUCGGAGCUGUAUGGAGCGUGGGAAGGGGGGCAGGAACAGCUGGCCAGGUCAGCAUAGCUCAGCUCUCUUGGGAAAGGGCUCUGUGGGGAGACGGGAUGUUCCAGGAGAAGCAUGGGGCACUGUAUGUGUGCAGGAAAGACAUGGAAAGAUAAACCCUUUGCUGCAGGUGGCAGCUUGGGGCAGGCAGCCCUGGCACUGGGGCAGCAGCUUCUCAUGUUUAGUGUUGUUUUUUUUUUUUUUUUCGAGGGAUGUUUUGUGUUCAUCGUGGUGUCCUAUGUGCAGAUCUUCAGGGCCGUGCUGAGGAUCCCCUCUGAGCAGGGACGGCACAAAGCCUUUUCCACCUGCCUCCCUCACCUGGCCGUGGUCUCCCUGUUUCUCAGCACUGCCUUGUUUCCCUACCUGAAGCCCCCCUCCAUGUCCUCCCCAUCCCUGGACCUGGUGGUGUCAGUUCUGUACUUGGUGGUGUCUCCAGCAGUGAACCCUCUCAUCUACAGCAUGAGGAACCAGGAGAUGAAAGUGUCCCUGAAGAAGCUGAUUCAGUCAUUUUUCUGUCGGCAACAAUAAGUUACCCAUGUCUCUUUAGAAGUGAUUUCCAGUUCAUCUCAGGAACCUCCUGUGCAUUGUGCAUUUUAUCUGUGAUAACCAUGUUUGUCAAGGAAUUUCUUCACCCACGGCACUUCUCCAGAGCAGUGACUCAGAGGCCUCUCUACCUGUUUCUGGGGCCCUGGUACAGCUGAUGUCCUGUGUCACUUCUCUGUAAUACAGGUGUGGACCCAUUUUGAAAUCACUGUAUUUCUGAAAUUGGGGCCAUCUUUUUGAAACACCCCACAAAAGGGGAUUUCCUCAGUCUCAAUAUUUGGAGCUUGGGCUCUUCUUCCAAAGCUGUGGUCAGCCUGAAUAAA